Messenger RNA from Selaginella moellendorffii, 933 nucleotides. Its product is annotated as ethylene-responsive transcription factor ERF026-like. Gene Ontology annotation, molecular function: DNA binding; DNA-binding transcription factor activity. Lineage: Eukaryota; Viridiplantae; Streptophyta; Lycopodiopsida; Selaginellales; Selaginellaceae. The transcript has 3 exons. Gene Ontology annotation, biological process: ethylene-activated signaling pathway; regulation of DNA-templated transcription. The coding region runs from base 1 to 933 and encodes 310 amino acids. The record is from RefSeq and is a predicted model, not a curated record.
AUGAGUUAUGGGCUACACUUCGAUGUGUUGAAACUCAAAAUUACAACUGAUAAAGCAGCAGCAAGUGUGGACCGGAGCAUUCUACGUACGUAUACUCCCAAGCAUACCUGCUUGGAAGUCCAAAAACCUGGAGCAGCUCGAGAUAGAUCUACUAGCAUCGAAGUGUAUUUGUCCUCUAUGAUUCGAGUAUGUUUUGGAGUUCCUGGGACGUCCAGAAGCGUAGCAGCUAUAGACAGGAUUGAGAUCUUUCCAAGACUUUUGGAGAAGAUGUCGCGCCAUAGCAAUCGUGAUAGGAGUAAGGAGAAAAAGUACAGGGGCGUGAGGUUGCGAAGCUUUGGCAAAUGGGUCGCAGAGUUCUGCAGGCCCGACGGGCAGAGGCUGUGGCUGGGAACUUUCCACAGCCCCGAGAGCGCGGCGAUGGCAUACGAUCAAGCGCUGGUCGAAUCGCACGGCCCUCUCCACAAGCUCAAUUUCCCACACCAAUUUCUUCUCAACGAUCAUUCCAAGGAGGAAGAAGAUCACCAAUCGCUACAGCCCAAUUCCAAUUCCAAUUCCAGCAUUGAUGUCAGCCCGGGCAGCGACAGGGACCGCGCAGAGGCGUCGCAAUUGGAGCCUGAAGUGAUGGUGAUAAGAAACGAUCACAUCGACCAUGAAGCGGAAGAAAUGUCGAUCACACAUCUAAUCGCCCAGGAUCGGGAAGCUGACGCUGCGCGAAAUGCAUUUGACGGUUGCGCUGUCGUGAUUGACGAUCGAUUGCUCCAGCAAGCGAUGGUGACACUGGGAGUAUACGAAGAGGAGUAUCUCAUGAACAAUGCGCGGCUUUUGUACGACAUGGCCCAGGCCAUGGCAGUGAGCCCCCCCUCAUGCCAAUCUUCUUGCUCUUAUUCCAUUCAAUGCAGUGGUGACGAUCGCCUUUGGUGGCAUUCGUCCUAG